Anguilla rostrata (American eel) is the source of this 1947-nucleotide messenger RNA. It is a transcript of the gene samtor, whose product is annotated as base methyltransferase of 25S rRNA 2 homolog. Gene Ontology annotation, biological process: negative regulation of TORC1 signaling. Lineage: Eukaryota; Metazoa; Chordata; Actinopteri; Anguilliformes; Anguillidae. The transcript has 5 exons. The record is from RefSeq and is a predicted model, not a curated record. Bases 58 to 1248 code for a protein of 396 amino acids.
AGCGUACGCGUUACUGUCUGCCUGCGUGCCGGUGGCCGAGGGGACCGGUGCGGUGCUAUGGAUCCCAUGAAUAGCGCUUGUCCCAGCGAGAAAGAGACCGAUUAUGUGCAGAUUCACGCUGCCACGUUUUCAGGAGCGGUACGCAACAACAAGAACGACCAGGAGAAGCUCUCCACAGUCGUUAAGAGUGUCCACCGAAAACUGCGACGGAAAUACCGAGAAGUGGGGGAUUUUGAGAAGAUCUGGCGGGAGCACUGCGAGGACGAGGAGACGCUCAGCGAGUACGCCCUGGCCAUGAAGAACCUGGCCGACAACCACUGGGCCAAGACCUGCGAGGGGGAGGGCCGCAUCGAGUGGUGCCGCAGUGUUUGUCAGGAGUACUUCCUGAACGGAGGGAUGAAGAAAGUGUUGGAGAAGGAUGAGAAGCGGGCCAGGCUCUCCACGUCCCUGUCGUCUGCGGCCCCCCCGUGCGCCCCCCCGCCACAGACCAACGGACCGCACAGGUUGAGUGUCCAGACGGGGAGAAUCCGCCUCCUGGAUGUGGGCAGCUGUUUUAACCCUUUCCUGAAGUUUGACGAGUUUCUGACUGUCGGUAUCGACAUAGUGCCUGCGGUUGAGAGCGUGCACAAGUGCGACUUCCUGAACCUGCAGCUGCAGCCGCCCCUGCAGCUGGAGCAUGACGCGGUGGACGCCUUCCUGCUGCAGCUGCGCAGCCCGAUCGACGCGCUGCCGGGCGAGCUGUUCCACGUGGCCGUCUUCUCCCUGCUGCUGUCCUACUUCCCCUCGCCCUACCAGCGCUGGAUCUGCUGCAAGAAGGCCCACGAGCUGCUGGCCCUGCACGGCCUGCUGCUCAUCAUCACGCCCGACUCCUCCCACCAGAACCGCCACGCCCCCAUGAUGGCCAGCUGGCGCGUGGCCGUGGAGACGCUGGGCUUCAAGCGCUACAAGUACGUCAAGUUCGCGCACAUGCACCUGCUGGCCUUCCGGAAGGUGUCCCUGCAGACCAGCAGCGACCUGGUGAGCCGGAACUACCCGGAGAUGCUGUACAUCCCGCAGGACCUGGGCGGGGCCGAGGAGGGGGAGUGCUGGGACACGCCCGCCCCGCCCCGCUCCGAGGACGAGGACGAGCAGCUGGCCUGCGGCUUCCUGGAGCUGCCCGACGCGCCCUACGACUCGGACUCCGGGGAGAGCCAGAGCGGCUCCGCCCACUGCCAGGAGAGGGAGGAGCCUAUCCUGCUGCACAGCUGAACACUGACAGACACACACACACGUACAUACACACUCUCUCACACACACACACACACACACGCAUAUACAUGGUCACAUGUGUAUGUACACUCAUACACAUGCGUAUACAUACGCACACAUACCAGUGCACGCUCAUCUGUGCACAUAAACGCACCCACACACAAACAUGCCUUUAUCUCUCCCAGCUGUCGCCGUGCCCUGCCCUGCCCUCGUCCUCCCUCAGAAAACACCAGCGCAGUUUGCACAGACGGAAACAGACAUGAACAGCAGAGCGGCGUGUUUGUUGUUAGCUCAUAGUCGCGCGCUAGCUCAGACUCUCACACGCACACCUCUUCACUGGCGCUUCCUGCCUUCACGCUGGUGAAGUAGUUCAUCUUCCACCGUCUGGUCCUUUCUUUCGUCCCGUGACGUUUGCAGAAAUCCUGAUGGGAAGAGUGUCAGGCAGGAGGGCCUCUCUUUUAAAUGGAGGAUUCAGGCAAAGGAGCUGAAGCGGAGUAGCCUGCAGACGUGAGAGGAUGCCUGGUGAAGCUGAAGCAGAGUAGCCUGCAGACGUGAGAGGAUGCCUGGUGAAGCUGAAGCGGAGUAGCCUGCAGACGUGAGAGGAUGCCUGAUGAAGCUGAAGCAGAGUAGCCUGCAGACGUGAGAGGAUGCCUGGUGAAGCUGAAGCGGAGUAGCCUGCAGGCGUGAGAGGAUGCCUGG